Molecule: messenger RNA, 1483 nt
Organism: Aaosphaeria arxii CBS 175.79
Lineage: Eukaryota; Fungi; Ascomycota; Dothideomycetes; Pleosporales
Product: PR-1-like protein
Exons: 2
Coding region: 265-1167 (300 amino acids)
Source: RefSeq, a predicted model, not a curated record
CUCAGUCGUACCUCUUGAGAUCCUAGCCCUCAACAGGACAUCCACGUAGGUCAUCAUCCCUCUUUUUAAGACAUGUUCCGCCCUAGUGGUUGGCCACACUUAAAUUCCAUAUAAAGUGUUGUGGAUCUUUCCGAAGAGGCCUCCCAAUUUUUAAGGGUCCCCGUUCUGAUCGGUCAUACAGUUGUUCCAGGACGAUACAUAUCGAUAAAGAUCAAAGAUCAAGAUCAAUAGUCGAGUCCAUCCAAGCUCUUUGCCAGAUUCACGAUGCGUUCUGCUGCUCUCUUGGCCUCGUUGGCGAUUGGUGCGAUUGCCCUCCCCCUCGACAAACGGCAAGUCGUGACCGAGUACGAAGUCGAGGUCGUCACCAAAACGGUAUACAUCACCGCCGGCUUCCCCGCACCAACUUCCGGACCCAAGCCCACGGAGGAUACUUCUUGCUUGGACGAUGUGUAUGUGUCUGUACCUACCCCUCAGCCGACUUCAGCUCCUGCACCGGAGCCGUCCUCGUCGAAGACAACUCCAACUCCAACACCCACGCCCACGCCCACGCCGGAGCCUGUAACAUCAAGCUCUGCCGUUCCGGCUCCCAGCGCAACUCCAUCUGCGCCUGCUGGUAGCCACGUCUCUGGAGAAAUCCAGGCGACCUUCGGGUCCGGUCCCGAUUACGAGGCUGCAGUUCUCUACCAUCACAACGCUGCCCGCGCUAACCAUGGUGCCGGUCCCCUUGUCUGGGACGCAGCUUGCGCGAACAACGCCCUGAUCGCUGCUAACAGAUGUGACUUUGAGCACUUUAUUCCCGAGGGCGCUGGUCAGGGACAGAAUCUGUUCACCCACUCCGGUGACGAGUUCAACGCCACCGCCGGUAUCACCGAGAGCUGGUAUAAGGGCGAGUUCGAGGCCAUGCAGCCCUACUGGGGCGCUUCCGACAUCCCCGAAGAUGUCUUCCACGAGGUCGGUCACUUGACCGCCAUGCUCUGGAAGAGCACCACCAAGGUUGGCUGCGUCUCGAUCGACUGCGGCACCAAGAUGACCGUCAACGGAAAGGCCUCAGACAUGAACAAGUACACCGUCUGCAACUACGCCUCCGCCGGAAACAUCAAGGGCAACUACGGCAAAGAAGUCGGCGCCCCCGUGUCCACCACCAACCUCGGAAGCUGGCUCGACUAAACCCCCACUCCUCGUCUUCCUUGGAUCUCAUUUCUUUUCUUUCUGCUAGUUACUCACUCAGCAUCUUGCAUGGUGUAUCGGGCAUUAUUCCGACAGGGCGGCGGCUGCUUGCACAGGUGUGGGCCGAGUCCGCGAUAUCCAUUGUUUUUUUUUCCCUUUCUAUAUUCUUUUCCCUUGGCUCGAUGUUGUCUAUAGUCAGCCAAAAAAUCUUCUGCAUUCUUAACUUCAAUGUAUAUACCUUACGGCAGGUCUAGAAGACCGCCUCGUGGGAGGGUUCACCCUUUUUCAUACCACGUGCCGAUCCAAUAUGUCAAUG